Exophiala xenobiotica is the source of this 2686-nucleotide messenger RNA. RefSeq lists its product as uncharacterized. The record is from RefSeq and is a predicted model, not a curated record. The transcript has 4 exons. Bases 692 to 2149 code for a protein of 485 amino acids. NCBI's taxonomy places the organism in Eukaryota, Fungi, Ascomycota, Eurotiomycetes, Chaetothyriales, Herpotrichiellaceae.
GCCGUGUGGAUUGCCUCCUUGAGAUAUGCGGGCUUUGAUAGGUUGGCGUCGCGCGGUGGAAAUGGAGAGAGACAUAUAUGGGCCCCGUGUGGCUGUAUGGAGCUGGAAGUGCCAUCGUUCUACAGAGUCGAACUGCCAUCGCUUUUCCGUCCCAGAAGUAUACAUAUCAUGGCUGUGAGUGCCGUGCCCGUGAAGCUGGUUGAUAGGGUUCUACGACAGAGGCGAAUAGAAAGAGAUGCGAUCCAGAGCGGACGCUAUGAAGCUGCGAGGCCGAGUCCGGCUCCAGCACGAAGGCCUACCGUGACAACUUUGGCUCUGGCUCUCGUGAGUUGAUCCGUCCAGAGAGCGAUUUCGUAUCAGCGAGGACGCCACUGGUAGGAGGUGGUAUCGAGGCUAUAGGUUGAGCCAGGUCUGGUCAGGCGUGUCUUGCGCAACAAGUGGAAGAGAAUGAAUGCCGGCCUCUGCUUGGAGCGUCAUGGUGUGCUGUGCGCGAGAGAGUAGGGCAGAGUCGAGUGAGAAAGACUCGGAGGCGGCGAACAGUGAACAACCACACGCGCGAGAAGUGUCUCAGUCACUGCCUCUCUGCCUUCGCGCAGGUCCUCACACACAUAACAACAUACUUUUUCACCAUUCGCGAUUCGCGGUUCGAGGAUCUUCGUGCCCUAAUUGACGUUCUCCUCCAUCGAAAAAGAUGGUUCACGAAACCAAAUACCAGCGCGGACUGCGCAAGAGAUUCGAGGCGGCUCGCAACCAGGUGCGCUCGGGCGGCAUCGCUGCCGCGUUGACCGUUUGCCGUGAGCUACUUGCCGAUGGGCAAAUACAACCAAUCCUCCUCGCCGAGGUGAACAUGUGUCUGGCGGUCCACACUGAUCCAAAGGAACACGCCGCCGAGAAGAUCAAAUGGAUCAACGAGGCGAAGGAGGUGUCGGAGGAGUUGUGGGCUGGCCGGCUUGUCGGGCACGACGCCAACUACUUGGGUUGGCUGAGGAACCACAUCCAGGCAGCGGAGGAGGCUGUGAAGAAGCAACUGGAAGAGGUAGGAGUUGCCAUUCAGGAGGACAAGGACAAAGACGUCGCCAAGGACGCAGAGGAUCGCAUCGCGAGAGGCAGACUAGACGCCAAGGACCAGCACACCUUGUCGCGACAGCAGCAGCAGGGCCAGCUUGUUGUGUCCCCGCCGCAGGCAGAUAAAGGGAAGGGAAAAGAGAAGGAAGACAUACCGAUGACCACCGAACAAGGCCAUCAACACCACCACCAAACCUUGCCGCCUUUCAAUCUUGAGCACGCGUUGAGACGAGAGAAUCACGAGGCGAUGUCCGAACGAGACACCUUGCGUUGGGAGCUGGGCAAACAGAAGGAGAUCAUUGACAAAGCAGUCAAAGAGCUGGACCAACUGAAGGCUGAGAAAGCAAUGAUGCUUGCAGAGAGGGCCCAGGAACAAAGCAAGACGCAAAAGGCCAUGGAGGACUUGUCCAAAGCACUCAAGCACACUGUCGCUGAACGAGGUGAAUUGCGCCAACAACUCGACGAGCAGAAGCGGCUUGUUGAGGGGAUGGUGAAAGAGCGGGAUGAGUUGAGACUCGACGUUGGCAUGCUGGGCGAAGAGCGAAGAAGUUAUGAGCACGAGCAGCUGCACGAAAGACGAGCGCAGGCGGCUAUAAUCAAGAGUCAGCAGCAGGGCAUCAACCAGCGCGACCAAAUGAUCCAGAACCAACAGCAAGCAAUACUGCAGAUGCAAGGAACUCCGGAGUAUGACCAGCAGCAGAUGAUCGCAAUGAUCGAGUACCAACAACAAGUGAUUGCGGAGCAAGAGAUGAUGAUGAUGGAGCAGGACGAGCGGUUGCGCAUGACCGUGGAUCACCUACGCCAGACGAUCGAGGUCAGAAACCAGAUGAUCAAUCGCCAGAAGAGCACGAUACUGGAGCUUCGCGAGAGGAGGUCGGCCGCGUUGAUCGAGAGCCAGCAACAGACCAUCGACCAACUGACACAGCAACUUGAUGGUCUUGCGAGAGAGCAACUCGACGCUCUGAUUGCAGCAGUGCCUGUUGAGCAAUUACCAGGAAUUCUGGGACGACUUGUGGCUCGCUUACCACAGAGAGAGCAUUCGCAACGAGGCAUGGAGUCAAAUCUGCCACCGUCACAAACUUAGGACGACCGAAGAGGGAAAUUCGCCGCGAUGGCUGUUCACAUGUGUGACAGUCAGCGAUGCAUUUCCAUGAGCUUGACCUUUGAUUCCGGCGAGUUCCUGCUUUGGCCUGCAACACCAAUGAGACAAGGAGCAUUUCCUGGCAUACUACUCGUAACGGAGCGCCGAAGAUAAGAUUCCGAGUUGGUCGCCCCCGUUUUCAUGUUGUGUCAUCCGAGGUCGUGAGAAGGAAUGCAGAUCGUAUGUUGCCCUUGCAUCAGGCGGUCAACGAGGGAGGACAAAUGACAUCAACGACAUGUUGUGACUUGAUUGUUUAUCGGAGGACAGAGUCUUGAUUCGGCACCAUCGACCGUGUGUCUGAGACUGGGGAGGCUGUUGUUGGGAACAAAUUUCUUAUUGCAUACAGAUGAGUGCUCGUUCAGGUAUCGACAAAUCGGUAACCGCAGCCAUAUCCGAGUUCUACAAAUCGAGGGACCAUCGGACCUUGUAGACAGCGCAGGUCGAGGUUGACGUUUCAAUGGACAUAUCUUAGAGAACAAU